Molecule: messenger RNA, 7116 nt
Organism: Balaenoptera musculus (blue whale)
Lineage: Eukaryota; Metazoa; Chordata; Mammalia; Artiodactyla; Balaenopteridae
Gene: CDK5RAP2
Product: CDK5 regulatory subunit associated protein 2
Exons: 37
Coding region: 56-5734 (1892 amino acids)
Biological process (GO): centriole replication; negative regulation of centriole replication; regulation of mitotic cell cycle spindle assembly checkpoint
Cellular component (GO): pericentriolar material; microtubule plus-end; mitotic spindle pole
Molecular function (GO): calmodulin binding; protein kinase binding; gamma-tubulin binding
Source: RefSeq, a predicted model, not a curated record
AGGGAAACCAGUGGCGACGCCGCCAGACACCAACGCCACCACCUCCUCUGUGUCCAUGAUGGACUCGGUGUUGGAAGAGGACGUCACCCUCCCCGGGAUACGCAGCGGCUGCAGUGGCCUUGUUCCCAAUUUACCAGAUGACCUGGAUGGCAUCAGCCCCAUUGCUGGUUUGGGAAAUGGUGUGCUCCCACGUGUGUCGGAAGAAACGGUGUCUCCUACCAGAGCCCGGAACAUGAAGGACUUUGAAAACCAAAUCACUGAAUUGAAGAAAGAAAACUUUAACCUAAAGCUCCGCAUCUAUUUCCUUGAGGAAAGGAUGCAACAGGAAUUUGAUGGCCCCACUGAACACAUCUACAAAACUAACAUCGAGCUCAAGGUGGAAGUAGAGAGUCUGAAGCGGGAGCUCCAGGAGAGAGAGCGGCUGCUCGUCAAAGCCUCGAAAGCAGUGGAGAGCCUCGCCGAAGGGGGCGGCUCUGAAAUGCAGCGGGUGAAGCAAGAGGCUCAGAAGAAGGUGCGGCAGGUCGAAGAGCUCCUAACCAGGAGGAUGCUCCUCUUAGAAGAGGAUGUGAAAGCCGCCCAAGCAGAGCUGGAAAAGGCCUUUGCUGGAACAGAAACAGAGAAGGCUCUUCGGUUAAGCUUGGAAAACAAGCUUUCAGAGAUGAAGAAGAUGCACGAGGGGGAUCUGGAGAUGGCUCUGGUCCUGGAAGAGAAGGACAGACUGAUUGAGGAGUUGAAGCUGUCUUUGAAGAGCAAAGAAGCUUUAAUUCAGUGCCUGAAAGAGGAGAAAUCUCAGAUGGCAUCUCCAGAUGAAAACGUGUCAUCUGGAGAGCUCCAAGGACUUCCUGCUGCUGUGAGGGGAGACGAGGAGAGAGAGACAGAGGCUGCACAAAUGGAGCAGGAGAAGGAGAGAAAUCGCUUUGAAGAGAGGAUCCAGGCACUUCAGAAGGACCUGAGAGAGAAGGAAAGAGAAAUUGCUACGGAAAAGAAAAAUAGUUUAAAGAGGGAUAAAGCCAUUCAGGGUCUAACCAUGGCACUGAAGUCGAAGGAAAAAGAGAUUGAAGAACUUAACUCUGAAAUUGAAGAGCUCAAUGCUGCCUUUGCUAAAGCCCGAGAAGCCCCCCAGAAAGCACAGAUCCAGAAAUUCCAGGGGUCUGAAGAUUACGAGGCUGCUCUGUUAGAAAAGGCAGCCCUUUUGGCUGAGCUGCGCUCAGAAAACCUCACCAAGAGCACGGAGAACCACAGACUGCGUAGGAGCAUUAAGAGAGUCACCCGGGAGCUGAGCGACCUGCAGCAGGAGAGGGAGAGACUGGAGAAGGAGCUGGGGGCAGCCCACCGAGAGAGGAGCAAGGGAGACCGCAUCACCCACGACCUUAGAAAUGAAGUUGAGAAAUUACGCAAUGAAGUGAAUGAAAGAGAGAAAGCAGUGGAGAAUCGUUACAAGAGUCUUUUGAAUGAAAGUAAUAAAAAAUUGCACAGUCAAGAGCAAGUGAUCAGAAGUUUAACAGAAAGUGCCAGUCAGAAGGACUUGUUGCUUCAGAAAUUCAAUGAAAAAGACUUGGAAGCAAUACAGCAGAACCGUUAUUUAAUGACUGCGGAGGAUCUCGAGUUCAGGAGUGAAAACUUAAUAACAGAAAAGUGCUCUUCUCAGUCACCAGGCAGCAAAAGCAUCUUCUCCGAGGAAAAGCAACCAUUAGGCUAUGAAGAGCUGAUUCAGGUCUUAAAGAAAGAGCAGGACAUCUACACACAUCUGGUAAAAUCUCUGCAGGACUCAGACAGUGUCAACAACCUGCAGGCUGAGUUGAACAGCAUCUUUGCCCUGCGGAAGCGGCUGGAGCGGGAUGUGCUCUCCUAUCAGAACCUGCAGAAGGCCCUGGAGGAGCAGAUCAGUGAAAUCCGGCGGCGGGAAGAAGAACCAUUUUCGUUUUAUAGUGAUCAAACAUCUUAUCUGAGUAUUUGCCUUGAAGAGCACAAUCGGUUUCAAGUGGAACAUUUUUCUCAAGAAGAGCUUAAGGAAAAGGUCGGUGACCUUAUCCAGCUGGUGAAGGAGCUGUACGCGGACAACCAGCACCUGAAGAAAACUAUUUUUGAUCUCUCCUCCAUGGGUUUCCCGGGAGAGGACAGGCCUGAGUCGGUAGAUCAGAUGGAGCUUCUGGCUAGCAAGGAGGACGAGGACUCAAGCAGAAUUGGAGAGGAUGACAAGAAUCAUUUGCUGAGUGGCGAGUGUCUGGAGCAGAGGCACAAGAUUAUGGAGGACAAUUCCAAAGGGGGCUGCAAAAAUGGAUAUUUAAGACACACAGAUUCCAAUAUUUUAGACUCCGACGGAGCCCACAAAUCCGGCUGCCCCGGAGACCAGAGUCUGGAAGAAGGCGAGCUCCUGAGCCUGCUUGCCUCGCUCUUCAGCGAGAAGGCCUUGUGGUUACUGGAAUCCAGGCCGGACCUUCUGAAAGUGCUCCGAGAACUGCUUCUGGAACAGAUGUGCUUGAGAGAGCAGGAAGCUUCGGGAGAACACCUUGAUGGUAAAAUGGAGAAGACACUUGGGCAGAUGGCCGUUCAGCUAAGAGGUGAACUCGGACAUUUCAUCCAAGCCAACUUGUCUUCCAAGCCACGUGAUGAACUCAAGUGGCCUCCGGGAGCCCAGCUAGCAAAGGCGGCGGAGGCGUCCAAGGUGGAACAGAAAGAUGCCUCCGCACAGACCAUGGCUGUGGAGGGCGACACGGUCAGAUUCAGACACGAGGGCACGAGAGAGCCUUGGGGAGAGGAACCAACAGACGCCGUAUCCAGCGCCGAGCGUCAGCCGGAGAGCUCGCGCAGGAUGCCAGGGCGGCAGGCCGCUGUCCUCUCCUUCCCCAGGGGGACCGAAAAAGACGUGAAGAAGUCCCGCUUGCCCAUCCUGAUAAAACCAUCGCGGUCACUAGGGAGCGUGUGCCGGCUCCCUGCCCCCCAGGAGGUGGUGGCCCAGCAGCAGGGGGAGCUGAAGGAGUUUAAAAUUCGCAACAAGCAACGUCACCAGAAGUUAAUUCUGGCUGAAGCAGUGAUGGAGGGGAGGCCAGCGCCAGACAAAGCGCUCCUGAAAGCCCAGCCCCUCGUGGGAGCAGCCUACCGGGACAGCCCGGGAGAGCGAGAAGGACCCCAAGCCACGCCCUGUGUCUGGAGAGACAAGGAAAGGGACGAGGAUCAACAGGCCAGCUGCGAGACCGACUCCGAAAUUUACCAGCCUGAUGACCUUGCCAUCUUUCCACCAUGCGAAGAGAAUCCUUCUGAAGAUUUUCCAGGCCCCACUUCCGUAGCUACAUACUUGAGUCCUAAGAGUCAGUUUUCCGCUAAAGUCAGCGUGGUUGAGACCGAUCAGCUGGAGAACAGCGAUACCUCAAAUGAUAAAGAAGCCUUAAAACGGAAAAUCUGUGACUUGGAAACCGAGCUCGAGGUCUACCGGAACUUCAUAUUGCAGCUUCAAAAGCACUCCCAGUUCAGUGAGGCCAUCGUCACAGUUUUGUGUGGGAGAGAAGGGGCCCAGGACGGCUUGAACAAGUCCAAGGGCAGUACCGACGAAGAAGAAGUGACCUUUUCACGUUUGCACCAAGUACGUUACGUGAAACACAUGAAACUCCUCCACCCGCUGGCCCCAGAGAUGAUUGACGGCAGGGCGCUGGAGAGCCUUAGGCUGCAGCUGGUGGACCGGGAAUAUGAACUGCAGAAGGAGCAGAAUUUGAACCUGGAACUUUUCGGUGAAAUCCAUAACCUGCAGAAUAAGUUCAGAGAUCUCUCACCCUCAAGAUAUGAUUCGUUAGUUCAGGCCCAAGCCAGGGAGCUCUCCCUUCAACGACAGCAGAUUAAGGACAGCCACGGCAUCUGUGUCGUUUAUCGUCGGCACAUGAACGCCAUGAUCAAGGCCUUUGAGGAGCUGCUGCAGGCCAGCGACGUGGAUUGCCGCGUGGCCGAGGGUUUCCAGGAGCAGCUGAAUCAGUGCGCGGAGCUGCUGAAGCAGUUGGAAAAGCUGUUUCUCAAGGGAAAUUCAGUUGAAGUGGCAAUGAACACCCAGGAAGAACUGAGAGACAGGAUUGAGGAAGACAACUUAAGCUACCAACACAUUCUCCCUGAGUCUCCUGCGCCCUCAGCCUCCCGCGCGCUGUCCGACUGUGAGAUGUCCGAGAAGUCCUCCUUCUCACGAGGCCAGAAGCAAGACAGCGAGACCGAGAAGACGUCGGUCCUGGCAAACAACGUUUCUCAAGACUUACUAAUGGAACAUAUACAAGAAAUUCGAAGCUUGAGGAAACGUUUAGAAGAAUCUAUUAAAACAAAUGAGGAGCUACGGAGACAGCUGGAGCGACAAGGCUCUGAAAUUGACCAAGGUUCUUCAAACAUUUUUGCUUAUGGUUCAGAGCUACAUAAUUCUCUGACAUCAGAAAUAUGUUUCCUGAGGAAGCAGAACGAGGCCCUCAAUGCCAUGCUCGCUAAAGGAUCCAGAGAUAAACAGAAGGAGAAUGAGAAAUUGCGCGCGUCCCUCUCCAGGAAGACCGCCGGCCUGGAGCACCUUCGGCGGGAGUUCGCCUGUGUGAGGGCGGAGAAUGACAGACUGCAGAGGGCGGUGGGCGAGAAGGAGAGUGAGAACCAGCGGCUGCUCCGGGAGGUCUGCCACGGCUGCAGCGAGCUGAGCAGGGUGCAGGAGGAGGUGAAGGUGAGGCAGCAGCUGCUCGCGCAGAACGACCAGCUACUGCAGUCGCUCCGGGUGGAGCUGAAGGUGUACGAGAAGCUGGAUGAAGAACACAGGAGGCCGCGAGAGACCAGGGCAGAGGCAUCGGGAGAAGGCUGGAGGGGACAGGACCCUUCGGGCCACCUGCAUGGCCUCCUGACAGAGAUCCAGGCUCUGCGGGCGCAGCUGGAAAGGAGCAUCGAAACCAACAGCGCGCUGCAGAGCAGGCUGGAGGAGCAGCUGGUGCAGGGCGGGGAGGAGGCCCAGGAGGCAGAUCUCACUUUGGCUCUCCAGACCCUGUCUGUCCCCGAGCGGCCCCUGCAGCUGGACAAGCCCGAUGGUGACAAGUGUCCCGUGGCAGCUGACAAUUCGUAUGACCUGUUUGAUUCCACCCCAGCAGUGCCACCAAGAUCAGCUUCAGAGACUCCUCCACUCUCUGGAAAUGACAUGGACACCCUCUCCUGCGACAGUGGCGGCUCGAUCACCAGCGCCUCAGACAUGUCCCGCCUGGUCCCUGGCCACCGCCUGUGGGCCAGCACGAGUGGCUGCCACGUCCUGGGCCUGAUUGAGGACUACGAUGCCUUGUGCGAGCAGAUUGGCCGGGGCCAGAAGCUCCUCGCCGAGAUGGACAUGCGGAUCCAAGAGGCUCCCAGCCCCACGAGUCAGGAGCUGGCAACAAAGCGGCCACACGCGGCGCCCAUGAGCAGCUUCGUCGCCGGCGUCGGUGCGGCCAGACUGAGCCUGGAUGAGGCCUCGAGGUUACUGACGCUCCUCUGGAGGGUCUCACUGCCCACCAGCGGCCAGGGCGCGCUCCGCUGUGAACAGACUGGAGAGUUGAAGGCAGAGAUUGGCAAACUACACAAAAAAUUGUUUGAACAAGAAAAGAAGUUGCAAAACACCAUGAAGCUGUUGCAGCUGAGCAAGAACCAGGAGAAAGUCAUCUUUGAUCAGUGCUUCUCAUCUCAGUGGGAGUUUCUGGCUCUGAACGUGGGCAGUGCAGUUCAGACAUGGGGCCCCUUCACACUUGCGCCAGGUGAGACUUAGAUCGUUCUGUACUUUUAGUACUAUUUAACAUUAUUUUAACCUCCACAGCCAUGGUACCGAAUCUUUUCCGGGUCACAGGCUCCUUGGCAAAUCUCAGGAGAGGGGAUCUCUCUCCCCAGAAGGAUGCACGCAUCCUUGUACACACCAAGAUUUGCACAUGGUUUCUGAGGAUUUAGGACGCUCCAACGCAUAGCCUUGGGCCCAGGUUAAGAAUGUCUGCCCUGCGGCGUGGGGCUGGGGAAGGGCACAGAGAGGCAGUGGGCACCUCUGAAAUUCACUUUGCCCAGUUAAAAACAAAGCCCACACCAUCUGUCCCCUCCCGUGGUGUCCCAGAUUGCAAACAGACUUCGUUACCUCCAGAUGGAAAUUUUCGUGAGGCAAGAAAUAUUUUCUCAAGGCUACCACAUGGCACCUAUUCUGAAUAAGCCAUUGGGUAGCUGGGCCGUGUGUACCGACGGGGAGACUCUCUCAGCCUUGGGCCCCACUGGCCAAAGGCCCAGUUCCAGAGGCCUGUGUGUCCUCCCUGGGGGUAGCCGGAGUCCCUGGCCAUCACCAAAGCCUGUUUAAGGCGGAUCCCUCAUCGGGCCGAUCUCCCCUCGGUGCCUCAGUGGCGGCAUUCCUGCUGCUGCUGGCGUUUGUUGGACAAGACAGGGACUGAGGGAAGAAGCCACCUUACUUUACAGUUGCUGCCCUGAAAGCGGGCACUCCGCCCCGCCCCGUGGGUUCUGAUGCGCUGGGGAUCUGCCUCGCGCAGCUCGGAGGGCAUCAGUCAGAUCACAGGGACCUGUGAGAUCAUCCCGCCCCGCCCGCUGCUGUCCAGGUAGAGUGUGCCUGGCCCAGGGAGCCACUGGAGGGCAGCUCAGGAGAGAGACGCCCACGGUCCGGUCCUCCUCCCCGUCAUCAGGCCCCCGCUCCGAGGACUGCUGUGCCCUCGACCCUCGACUUGGCCUUCACGAGUGGGUUUGCUUGGAGCGGGCGCACCCCCUUCCCAGCGCUGCUUCUCCGGGGGGCUGAGGGGCGCUAGUCAGGUGCAGGCCUCUUCCCUGCCCGGCACCACGAGCCCAGCCCGCAGAGGCGGGCGCUGGGGGUCCUGCUGGCCCUGCAGAGCCUCAGUUUCCAUCUAUAACAUGGUGUCGCUCGCUCUGCCUUCUGGUAUCGCCAAGGUUGUGGCUCAGCGUGGACUUGAGGCGGGGUCUCUGGUCCACCCUCUCUGGUGGGUUAUUUGAUCCUGGGGUGUGUGAUGGGGCAGGUGGGGCCUUACACGUCUGGGUCUGGAUGCUACAGGGCUGACCACACGCCUGAACCAUGUGGGGCUUGGGGGUCCUCCCUGCGUUUGGCUUUUACACUGUCUUCCUGGGCAUCUAUGUCUAAUCAUCCCGUUC